This is a messenger RNA of Doryrhamphus excisus (bluestripe pipefish), 2183 nucleotides long. NCBI's taxonomy places the organism in Eukaryota, Metazoa, Chordata, Actinopteri, Syngnathiformes, Syngnathidae. The record is from RefSeq and is a predicted model, not a curated record.
GAAGGGAAGAAGGGAAGAAGGGAGGAAGGGAAUAAAGGAAGAAGGGAGGUCCCAGCAAGCCCAGCAGCUGGUCGCAUUAUACCAUGUGACUGAAGAUAUGUUAGCUAGCAGCCACCAUCACUUCACCUAAUUCAUGUCGUCCUCGAUCGGACCGUCAAAGGUCGGCUGCACAAACAUCUUCACCUUCUGCAACAAGCGGCAACAGAACUUAAACCUGCCUGGUGUCGCACGAGCACAGGAGAAGACCUGAGGUGGACUACUCCCCCAUUGGACUUUGAGGAGGGGGGAGGAGGAAGAAGACGAGGCCCCUUCCAUAACUACCCAGAGUAUGGGGCAAAAAGUCCCGGGUGGCAUUAAAACAAUUGAUAUGCGGGAUCCAGCCUUCAGUCCCCUGAAGCUGGAGCUACAGGCCUUGAGUCACACCAAGCCUUCUAGACUGGACUUGCUCCUGGAUAUGCCACCAGCCGGCGUGGAUGUUCAGGUCCAGCACUCGUGGAACAACGACGACCGCUCGCUCAACAUCUUUGUCAAGGAUGACAACAAGCUGGUUUUCCACAGGCACCCUGUGGCGCAGAGCACCGACGCCAUCCGGGGACGUGUUGGCUAUACACAGGGACUGCAUGUGUGGGAAAUUAGUUGGGCCAUGCGUCAGAGGGGCACGCACGCCGUGGUGGGCGUAGCAACAAGCGACGCUCCACUGCACUCCGUGGGCUACACGGCGCUGGUGGGAAGCGACGGCGAGUCCUGGGGUUGGGACCUGUGCAGGAGUAAACUCUACCACGACAGCAAGAAUCACUCAGGGAAAGCGUACCCCUCCUUCCUGGAGCCGGAUGACACCUUCAUCAUUCCGGACUCCCUCUUAGUAGUUUUGGACAUGGAUGAAGGGACUCUGGGCUACAUAGUGGACGGCCAUUACCUGGGGGUGGCCUUCAGAGGACUCAAAGGCAGGAAGCUUUACCCGGUGGUGAGCGCUGUGUGGGGACACUGUGAAAUACGAAUCCGGUACAUAAAUGGACUUGAUCCUGAACCUCUGUCUCUGAUGGACCUGUGUCGGCGCUCGGUGAGGGUAGCGUUGGGGAGAGAGCGUCUGGCUGAAAUCCAUCGGCUGCCCCUGCCGGCCUUUCUCAAGAACUACCUGCUCUACCAAUGACGGCGGAGUCACCUUCAACAUCACUUCCUUUCUCUCCUGUUCUUCUCUGGGAUCCUUCUCGGUCGGUCGAACUUGUUUGACAACAUUUUCUUGGGGCUGGUAGGCAGACCCAGGCUCGCUGAUGAUUCAGCAAGUAAGUGUAUCUGAUCCGUGGCUGGACUCCUAUUUUUUUAUCCUGUCUUUGCAAUGGUAUUGUCUAACUUGUCUAAUAUCAGGAAUCACUGAGCUCUAUGCACCUGCUGAUGGCAAAUAUGGCCAAGUCCCUAGCGGUCACAAAUGGGAUGGCAUUGGCUGGUGAAUUACAGCUGGCUCAGUUGCAGUUUUACGGCGGCCACAAGAUGGCAGCAUUUGUUAAACAAUUUAUAUUUGUAAGAAAAGUGUCAUUUUUUUAUUUAUAAGAGAAAUUGUUAGUUUUAAAAGAUGGUGAAACAGGACUCAGAUGACCAUGCCAGUGACUUUGACCUUUGACCUUGUGCAGCAAUGGAGGGGGUCUUCUGCUCACACUCCAUCACUCCAUCACUCUCCUGAAAGGAAAUACUGUACAUCAGCAAGCUGAAGUCUUAGGAAAUGUCACUGAUUAUUCCUAGCAUGUAUCUGCAAGAAGCUUUUAUUAAUGUCUUUGACACGUGUUCUUUCUUAGUGCCGUUAUGACCCACAUUCUACACACGUCAGCACACAAUGUGGAAAGCAGCUUGGUGAAAUACUUGGAAUGGAAGUGAGCGGCGCAUAUCAGGCCACGGGAAAAUAGUUAUUGUUGUGGCAGCAAAAAGGCCCCGUGAUCGUCCGAGCAGAAAGACAAUCCACAAAAGUGCUGCUGGGAUUCACAGCAAUAGUCAUGAAAGUAAAACGUCACACGGCGGCCCUGCUCAAAUGCCGUAGUAUCCUGUCUGAGCUGUUGCUUUUAAAAUGCAAGCGUGCGAUCAUCAGUCUGCACUCCGUGCCAUGCCUUCUCUUCCUUUCUUACUGCCUGCCUUUUAUUUGCUUUUCUUCAUGUAGUCUUGUUUCAAAGUAUCUAUUAAAGAUUAUUUCCAAU